Plasmodium fragile is the source of this 945-nucleotide messenger RNA. RefSeq lists its product as uncharacterized. Lineage: Eukaryota; Apicomplexa; Aconoidasida; Haemosporida; Plasmodiidae. The record is from RefSeq and is a predicted model, not a curated record. Gene Ontology annotation, biological process: maturation of SSU-rRNA. The transcript has a single exon. The coding region runs from base 1 to 945 and encodes 314 amino acids. Gene Ontology annotation, molecular function: rRNA small subunit aminocarboxypropyltransferase activity.
AUGAAGAACUCCCAGAUGGAAAGAAAAAAGUACUCAGUUCACAAUUUGGUGAAACUGAUUAAUGACAGGAAUAAACAAAACGUAAGGAAUAAGCGGCUGGCUGUAGGAGCGGACGGUACCACAAGUAUCAAGGCAGGAAACGGUCUGCAUGGAGAAACGCACAAUGAUUUUUCCCACAUUGAGCAUAAUGAACAGGUGGGAAAAAAGGACAAAGCUAGGGAUCCCGCGCAACAUGUGGAAAGCGGCGGAGAUUAUGACGUCGGAGACGGCAACGUUGAUGAUGAAGACGAAUGUCACGACGACGGCGAACGUGAUGAGGAACAUGCUGUCUGUACGUACGGGCCGGACGCGACGCUGGCCUCCCCCGGCGGAAGCGAAAUAAAGCUGUUCAUGUUUGAUUACAAUGAAUGCCAAAACCAAAAGUGCUCCUGUAAGAAGUUAUACCGAUUUAAAAAAAUAAAAAAGGCUCCCAUCAAUAAAAAGUUUAAAGGAAUCGUAUUAACGCCAUUCUGUGACAAAUACUUUUCCAUAAAUGAUAAAGCCACUAUGGAGAAUUUUGGCCUGUCCGUAAUUGACUGUUCGUGGAAAUCGCUGGACUUAUUGAAAAAAGCCAAGUUCACAAAUCAGAGGAAAUUACCCUACAUCAUUGCAGUUAAUAGUAUAAAUUAUGGAAAGCCCUACAAGCUCUCCUGCUUGGAAUCGUUGGCAUUUUGCUUAUAUGUGUGUGGCUACAACAAACAAUGUACAGAUAUUCUCAAUAUUUACAAAUGGAGCUCAAGUUUUGUAAAUCUGAAUGGAGAGUUGCUCGAUAUGUACAAAUUAUGCAACACCCAUGAGGAGGUGAAGAAAGUUGAAGAUGAGUUUAUUCAAAAUUCGCUCAACGAGAAGGAGAAACGGAAAGAAAUAGACCACUACAAGGUUAUAUAUGAGGAUGGCUACUUGUAG